Molecule: messenger RNA, 1696 nt
Organism: Neltuma alba
Lineage: Eukaryota; Viridiplantae; Streptophyta; Magnoliopsida; Fabales; Fabaceae
Product: protein TRIGALACTOSYLDIACYLGLYCEROL 4, chloroplastic
Exons: 6
Coding region: 181-1599 (472 amino acids)
Biological process (GO): ER to chloroplast lipid transport; acylglycerol transport
Cellular component (GO): chloroplast envelope
Molecular function (GO): phosphatidic acid binding
Source: RefSeq, a predicted model, not a curated record
AAUGUCUGAGAUUACUAUGUGCUGUAUAAUCGUUCUCGAAUUUUGUGUCUCCGCUCUUUGAAGCGAGCAGGAAAGAAUAGUGGUGGAGGGAAGUUUUACAUUGUAGAUUAUUUAUGAAUUACUCCAUGAAAUUCACAGUUCUGCACGGUCAGAAUUGCUCUACUCUGGGAGAUAAGAGAGAUGAGGAAACUAAGAUGGGCUAUGGAUGGGGCAGGGUUUUGGGAUUUGGAUGUCUCUACUCCCAAAACACUUGAUGGUUUGGCUUGUCCGGUUCCUGGAGACCCAAUUCCGUUGGGUAUAUCCAGAGGAACAAGGCUUUCAAGACCUAACCAAAUUGAUUUCAUUCAACGCUUCAUGCAUGCACCUCUUAUUCCGAGCUAUUCCAAACCUCAAGGCCUGAGUCUGCAGCGCGUGCUCACCAUCCCUUUUUCUGAUAGCUGGUUUGUAACUCUUCUAGGGCAGUUCAAUGUGCAGAGAUUUGUCGCCUCUGUCAAAAGCAGUGGAGAAUCACAUGGGUCUGUAUCGUCGUGGUUGAAAUCCCUUCAGAAACACCUACAGGAGAAAUCCUUAUAUGCCCUAAAUUUGUGCACAGAUUUCCUUUUAACGCCUGAUGACACUUUGCUUGUUGGAUUAGAUGCUUAUGGUUAUACCAAUAAACGGAGAAUCAAGACAGUUCUUCAUCACAAGUUUGCACAUCAUGACCUGAUGGUAGAGGCAGUUUGGCCUGGUCUUUUUGUUGAUAAGACUGGUAAUUACUGGGAUGUCCCGUUUUCAAUGGCAAUUGAUCUUGCUUCUUUAGCCACCAGUGACUCUGCUGCGAGUUAUCAUUUGUCUUUGCACCGAAAUAUCGGGACACCUGAGCAGUUUGAAAAUAAUCAAAAUCAAAGUAGUGGGCCACCUCCUACUCUACUUCCAGGAUUGGCCAUCAAGAGUGCCUUUUCUUACAAGAAGAAGGUUGACAUUUGGAGAAGCACAGCUCGAAUGUUGAAAUUGGUGCAGCCAUAUGACUUUUUUCUUUCAAACCCUCAUGUAUCUGCCACAGGAAUUAUUGGUGUGGCUGCGACCACCUCUGUGGGAGAGAAUUCAGUAAGAGCGCUAGUGGAAGAUGAUAGACAAGGUUCCAGAGGAUUUUAUCUCGAGGCUUAUGGAAUGAAGGCCUCCUGUCUGGCAGAUAUAUUUGCAUCCGUUUCGUUUGCGGCUCAAUAUGGAAACUUCCAAAGGCUUUUUCUAGACCUUUCCAGAUUUCAGGCCCGGCUGGACUUCCCUUCUGGUUUGAAAUUUCUUUCAGCUGCAACAAGUGUUACACAAGAUCUUCUCAAUUCUCAGAGGCCCACCUUGGAAGCUGUUCAGGCAAUUUGUCCAGAUGCUACCUUUUCUCUUCAGCAGCAGUGUAUCGUGCAGAUUGUUGGUCCUCUCAGUUUCAGAGUUGAUUCAGGAGUUACGGUUGAUCUGAAGAACCCAAAAUGUCCUAUACAAGCGCAGGAACCCAUACUUGCUUUUGAAUAUGCAUUGCAAGUCCUUGGUUCUGCAAAAGCAGUAGCUUGGUAUUCCCCUUAUCGCCAAGAGUUUAUGGCAGAACUUCGUUUCUUUGAGACAUAAGCCAUAGGCAAUCUUUUGAGUUAGAAAUAUGUAUGUUCCGCGAUUUUAAAAAAUGGUUUGGUCAUGGAAGUAAUUUAUUGAGUCAUCCCAUUAAAAU